Dioscorea cayenensis subsp. rotundata (Guinea yam) is the source of this 4037-nucleotide messenger RNA. RefSeq names its product auxin response factor 5. NCBI's taxonomy places the organism in Eukaryota, Viridiplantae, Streptophyta, Magnoliopsida, Dioscoreales, Dioscoreaceae. Gene Ontology annotation, biological process: regulation of DNA-templated transcription; response to hormone. Gene Ontology annotation, cellular component: nucleus. Bases 551 to 3190 code for a protein of 879 amino acids. The transcript has 14 exons. Gene Ontology annotation, molecular function: DNA binding; protein binding. The record is from RefSeq and is a predicted model, not a curated record.
GAAAGCCAUUGAAAAAGCAGCCAAAUUUGGCGAAAAAAUUGAAGCUUUUUGUGUAGAUAGAAUCAUAGAAGCAUAGAAAUCAAGAAUUCUUUAUCGAAAGGUCGACGUCUUUGAGGGAAGAGAGUGAGAGGGAGAAAGAGAAUGGAAGACAAAGAAGUUUGAGAGAGAUUGAAGAGGAGUUUGACCAUUCAUAUAGUUCUUAGUGCUUGGCGUGCUUGGAAGUGGGGAAAUUUUUUUAGCUUUUUCACUGCAAUGCCUGCUUAGAUUGCAUUUCUUUCCCUUUGUUUUUUUGGUUGGAUGUGGUUGGCGUUUUGUAGUCAAAAUUCGGAGGGAGAAUGAGGCUUUCUGGAUAAAGAUUGGAUUUUGAUGGGUUGAGUUUGAGAAGGUGGGGAAUUUAUUGUGUUUUUAGGCUUGAUUAAAAAAUGAGAGCUUUUUCUUGGAUGAUGUUGUGAAAGUUCCAGUGAGUUUUCUUGGAUGAAAUGAAGGUAAUGUGCAGUAGCUGGAGAAGCACAGAGCGCGAGUAGUGCAUGCAGGUAAUGUGCUUGAUGAAAUGAAGCUCUCAGCAGAGAUCCAGAACAAUGCAGUUGUGAGGAAAGUCAUUAAUUCUGAGCUCUGGCACGCCUGCGCUGGACCUUUAGUCUCUUUGCCACAACCCGGCAGCCUUGUUUAUUACUUCCCUCAAGGACACAGUGAACAGGUAACGGUCUCAACGAAGAGAACACUGAACUCGCAAAUUCCCAACUACCCAACUCUCUCUUCUCAGUUGAUGUGCCGAGUUCACAAUGUUACCUUGCAUGCUUGCGGUGAUAAUGAUGAGGUCUAUGCACAAAUCACUCUUCAGCCAGUGAACUCUGAAAUGGAUAUGUUUUCUAUUCCUGAAACUGGACAUACAAGAAGUAAGCAACCGAGUGAGUUCCUCUGCAAGAAUUUGACUGCAAGUGAUACAAGUACUCACGGUGGUUUUUCAAUGCCACGCAGAGCUGCAGAGAAGCUAUUUCCACCACUGGAUUAUUCAAUGCAACCUCCAAAUCAGGAGCUCAUUGUCCGAGAUAUACAUGAUAACUUGUGGACAUUUCGGCACAUAUAUCGCGGGCAGCCAAAGCGACAUCUUCUGACUACUGGAUGGAGCUCAUUUGUGAGUGCAAAACAUCUAAAAGCCGGUGACGCUGUUCUUUUCAUUAGGGACGAGAAGUCACAGUUACUCUUGGGUGUCAGGCGUGCCAGCCGACAAUUAACAACAAUGCCAUCAUCAGUGCUAUCUGCUGAUAGUAUGCAUAUCGGUGUUCUCGCUGCUGCUGCUCAUGCUGCAGCAAGCUGCAGCCCCUUUACUGUUUACUAUAAUCCAAGGGCAUGCCCAUCAGAGUUUAUUGUUCCACUGGAUAAAUACAAUAAACUUGCAUAUACCCCGGUAUCAAUUGGAAUGAGAUUUGGGAUGAUGUUUGAAACUGAAGAAUCCAGUAAGCGCAGGUAUAUGGGCACAAUUGUCGGCAUUAGUGAUUAUGAUCCUUUAAGGUGGCCUAAUUCAAGAUGGCGAAAUCUGCAGGUGGAAUGGGAUGAACAUGGUUAUGGUGAAAGACCAAAUAGGGUUAGUUUGUGGGAAAUCGAAACCCCAGAGAGCCUAUUUGUUGUUCCUGCCACGACUCCAUAUCUAAAGAGGCAAUGUCUCCCAGGUUUUAUUGUGCCUGGACUUCAAAUUGGAUCUCUAAAUUCAAAACCUUUACUACAAGUUCCUGAAAACAGAAAUGCUCAAGUAAAGCCUUUGUUUUACAGUAAUGAUCCUGUGCAACUUCUGAAAGUCCUGCAGCAAACUCAUACUUCUAACCAGAAUAAGCAUCUUGUAUCUGAACAAACCAUGUAUGCUAGUAUCUUUCAGAGCAUUAGAGGCACUGCUGAUAUUUCUAAAACUGUUUCUUGGGCUUCACAACCGAUUUCCUCAAUAUCAAAUGAAGUGCCACACGGAAUGAUUGUCACAAAAUCAGUAAUUGAGAAGAAUGAACAAAAUAUGUUGCUAGAGAAUGAGAAACUUCUACCUUCAAUAGUGCAACAAAGUGAUGAACUAUCAAUCAACAAAUCAUCUUCAGAAAGAGAAUUUCAACUUCAAAGUGAAGACACUGACCUUGAAAACCACAAUGGAGGAAAUUCUGUCCAGGAGAGCCUUGUAACUAAUAUGCUUGUGAACAAAUGUUUCGAAAUGGAAGGUGACAGCAGCCAUCUUCUCUUUCAGCAGCUUGAGCCAAUUGUUUCGCAUUCAUCGGUGAUGGAAACAUCAGAAUCACUAGACAAGGAAGGGUACUCUACUUCUCACUACUUGAACGAGGAGAAUUGGUUUUCAAAUCUAUCAGAAACUACUAGCAGUUUAUCUGGAGAUUUAUGUACUAUCAUCAACCCAGAAAAUUUGGAUUCUUUUGACAUAUGCCUUCCGGCUUUCAUGCAAGAAUUCUUCAGUCCUCCAGAUCUCAUUCCUCUGGCAGACGAUGAUUUAGUGGUUCAUAGAACAGAAACUAACUCAUCAACUGAGAAUUAUGCACAAAGUGAGAACUUGGAGAACCAGAAUUCUCCGGCUUGUACUGAAAAACAAGGCAUUGGUUCUUGUGUUUCGAGUUCAAUUACAGGAAACUGCAGCGGGUUCAAUGGUUCUACUUUGCAAUGUCCACCAGAUAGCUUGAUCGAUAACCGGAAUUCUAAUCAGGAUUUUCAGUCUCAGGUGAAAUCUCUACAAGACAUUCCUGAAAGCUCUCGAGGUACAUCAUCUGCAAGUGACAGCUGUGUAAAUAGAUGCACUAGAAAAUCAAUUUCGCAACAACCAUUGCGAACGUACACAAAGGUUCAGAAGGCAGGAUCUGUGGGGCGAUCGAUCGAUAUCACACAAUUUAGGAACUACCAAGAACUUAAGUCUGCAAUAGCAUGCAUGUUUGGGCUUGAAGGGCAAUUCGAUGAUCCAAAUGGUUCUGAGUGGAAGCUUGUGUAUGUGGAUUAUGAAAAUGAUAUUCUUCUCGUUGGAGAUGAUCCAUGGGAGGAGUUCAUCAACUGCGUUCGAUGCAUUAAGAUCUUAUCACUUUUAGAAGUACAACAAAUGAGCAAGGAGGGGAUGAAUCUCAUUAACACUUCCAAUGUGAACCAGGUGAAUAGAAAUCCAUAUUGGGAGGAUGGUAGUGAUGACUUGGAUUUUCCUAGCAACAUGGCAUCAUAGAGUGUACCUUGCAUUGUUCUCUUAUCUUUCAUGAUAUUGAAUCAAAGAUCAGAACACUGCUUCUGAACAAGAAAACAAAUCUUGUGGGAGAUUCAAUCAGCUUAAAGAUCUAACAUUUUUUGCCAUCAGGGACUCACUUUGUUCAGCCAUUAUGUAUACAUUAAAGCAUCAUGAACUGCAGACUUGAUCUUCUUAGUAUUAGUGUAGUUGGCUUGUGGCUUUAGGUUGAAGUUGGAGUAGUAUUAGUGCAGUUUGCUUGUGAUUUUAGGUUGAAGUUGGAACUCUAUCAUUAGUUUUUGUGAUUUGCAGAGUUCUUUGGCGUUUAGAAAUGGUACUUUUGUGGUUUAAUCUUAGAACAAAAUUUUGGAGACUAUUAAGAGGUUUUAGGCAAACAUUGUUGUGUUUCUUUAUUUUCUUUUCUCUAUUUUGCUUUAAUUGAGAGAAGAAAUAAUUCUGUUCAUCCAUUUAACUUCAUGUACUUAAAUUUUCAAUCAAGGUACCAAACACUUCCUUAACCCAACAUGGUAAAAACAUUUCUUGCUAGAGAAAAGAAAGGAUCACAUUGAUUCAAAAUAUCACUGUAUUUUCCAUUUAUCAAGAAUUCAAGAUGGAAAACCAGAAAUAAUCAUUUCUGAACAGGAAAAGAAAAAGAAAAAGAAAACAAAGAGAAAAUUCGAAUUCCAUGUAGUGUCAUUGCGUUCCUCUAAUCUAAUGCAAGCACCAGUUGAUCUACACUUUUAUUAUCAGACGAUGAAACAUGAAAGUAUCUCUUCUUUUGCUUUUCCUCUUGAUGAGAAAUGGAGUUUAGCUUUCCUCCAUAAUCCAUCAACAAGUCUAAGCAGGUCUG